Molecule: messenger RNA, 1635 nt
Organism: Teleopsis dalmanni
Lineage: Eukaryota; Metazoa; Arthropoda; Insecta; Diptera; Diopsidae
Exons: 3
Coding region: 1-1635 (544 amino acids)
Source: RefSeq, a predicted model, not a curated record
AUGGAACCACUAUUUCAACUAUGGGAUAUGCAAAUAGUACAGUUAAUAGUGGUACAUAUGAACUCAACGACAAGAAUACCUGGUGACAGGAUAUAUAAUAUGAUGUUAACCGAUUCCUACACAGCUUUCUUAAAAACUGAUAUCGCCAGUUAUACUCGGGACAAUAAUAAUAAUGAAUACUAUUUCAUUUUUUUGCAAACACCGGAUCAUCUGCUAAAGGAUGAAAUGCAACAAAUAUUUAAUUACUGCUGGUUGCAUUAUCUCAUAAAUUGUGUUGUCCAAGUACAAACUGAAAGGGGUGAAGUACUACUCUACACCUAUUUUCCAUUCACAGCGAAAUACUGUUAUAAAAUAGAGCCAGUUUUAUUUAAUCAAUUUAAAGGUGCGGGAUUUACGAAAUCAGAAUUAUUUCCAAGAAAACUUAAAAACUUUUAUGGCUGCAAGCUUAAAGCUGCUUUAUGGCAUUUAGUUCCUUUGGUAACCUUAGAGACCAAUGCAGAGGGCCAGGUCAAGAUAAACGGAGGUUUUGAGGGUAAUAUGUUAAAUGUGUUAGCACAAAAACUAAACUUCUCGGUUGAAAUCUGGAUUCCACCAGAAGCUGUAAAACGUGGCACUCUAGUAAAUGGAAGUUUUAAUGGAGCUAUUGGAAUGAUAGAAAAACAUACUGCUGAUUUAACAAUUGCUGGUUUUCGCCAAACGCUCGAACGUUCCAGAGUUGCUUCUCCCACAGUCGUUUAUCGGCAGGAUCACGUAGUAGCGGUAGUAUAUAAGGCUGCAUACCAAUUCAAUUCUUUUGAACUACUAGUGCAUCCAUUCACAACCUACGUCUGGACAAUACUCUUAAUAACAGUAAUAUUAGCUCUCAUUACACAGUGUUUUGAAAACACGGUCUUGUUGAAAUCAAGAAUCAAGACCAAGGACACGUCGAAAAGUUUUCUACACAUAUUUCGAAUUCUACUUGGCCUACCUGUUUUGCAACUAACAAACAAUUCUGGAAGACGACUUUUGUUAAUACUUUGGUUCUGGGUUAUGUUUAUAAUACGUAAUUCGUAUCAAGCUUUAUUGUUUCACUUGAUACAUACACAAACAUCGAAACCCAUUCCCAAUUCUAUAGAUAAAAUACUAACACAGAACUAUACAUUUCUAAUGAACAAAGAUAUUCUAAAUGAUGUAUCUUUAGCUAAAAAAUUUGUUUUUGAAGUUGUGCCAAAUGGUAAGAGCCCUUUGAAUUUACUGGAAAAUACAAGUCGUGGUCCUUUAGUCGGCAUAACGACUAACACAAUUUUAGCUUAUUUUGUACAUCAAAAUCGGAAAGCAGGAGACUACUUUUUGAUACCACAGCAGAUAGUAUCAUUUUAUAUGACUAUGUAUCUUAGCAAACACUCUUUUCUUCUCGAUGAGUUUAAUAAACAAAUUUCUUGGAUUGUCAGCACUGGUCUUAUGAACGCAUGGCUAAGUAGGGAGAUAGAUAAUAACUACUUAUUUAAUGGACAAGUUAUGCAGGAUCAUUUAUUUGGUAUGAAAGAGUUGUGGGCUGCUUUUCUAGUUAUUAUAAUUGGUGUUAUUAUUUCAAGCUGUGUAUUUACGCUGGAAUUUAUAUCUUCGAAAUCAAAAUUUGUUCAGAAAUUAUUUUAA